CUGGAGCCCAAAACGCAGGCCCAUCUCCGAAGUUAUCCAGUCCAAACUCGAAAAGACGGAGAAACUCGUCACUAUCGCGGUCGGAGAGUCUCAGCCUCCCAGAGCUCCGUCUACUGUUCAGACUUCAGCCGUAUAAAUCUCGAGCUCUCGUUCUUACCUUUGGAAAAUGAAGUUUCUGGAUUGGUAUUUGAAGAUCGCAUUCGGGUCGGCUCUGGUUGGAGCUUCCAUGGAGUUUUUCAUGAUCAAGACCGGCUUCUAUGACAAAGUAACUGUUCUGGAGUCAGAGAAACGGGCUUAUGAAAAUUCACCGGAGGCCCAAGCUGUCAGGGAAGCUCUCAAUCCUUGGAGAAAUCGUGAUGCAGAAGCAAGCAAGGAAUCCUAAGUUGGAUGGCUGCAUGUUCACAAGGAAGAAGAUAACAGUAUUAGCAGGAGAUCAAUCUGAGAAAUAUUGUAAAAGAUGACAUCGUUUCUUCUAGUUGAACAACGUUAGAGGUGACCUUGAUUAUCCCGAAAAUUAUUUCAUUCCUCUUAUUUAUGUAACGUAUCGUUCUUGUCCUGGGGAACAUGAUCAACAGUUUUUGAAUGUAUGUAGCCAUUUUGGUUGGUUCUUCCAGUACGCAUCUAUAGUUUGCGAAAAAUUUAUGUUA
Messenger RNA from Pyrus x bretschneideri (Chinese white pear), 647 nucleotides. RefSeq lists its product as uncharacterized. The transcript has 4 exons. The coding region runs from base 167 to 382 and encodes 71 amino acids. Lineage: Eukaryota; Viridiplantae; Streptophyta; Magnoliopsida; Rosales; Rosaceae. The record is from RefSeq and is a predicted model, not a curated record.